AUGAGGAUAAUCAUAUAUUUUUGCAUUUGGGCAGCAACAUGGGCCAUUCCAGUUCCUCAGAUCAAGCCAUUGGAGAGAUAUGCUGUUGGCGAAUCUGUGAAUUUAAAUCUCCCAGCAAAAUCAAAAGUGCCAAUACAGGAUGAGCUAAAUGCUAAUGAUACCACCAAAGAGAGUGGUGUCCCCAUGCAUGAAAGAGAAAUGGGAAGGCAACAGUAUACCAAAGAUGGUUACAAAGUAGAGAGAAAUUGUUCUGAGUGGGCAGAUGUAGGAGGGAGAAGUUCUUCUACACAUUCCAUGUUAGUAAAUGAAGAAAAGCAUCCUGAGGAUCAGAAUGGGGGCACAGGAAGACCAGAAACAUAUGGUCAUGCUGGGUUACAUGGAAAGGAAGAGAGCACCACCGCCAAUGGUCUUAGGGGACAAGUAAGCAUUAUUGACAAUACAGGAGCAGCAAAUGGGAACGAUAUUAAUGAAAAUAAUGAUAAGAAUUCAAAGAACAGGACUGUUGAAGAUGCCAGUCAGAGUGAGAAUGCCACUGUUUUUGAAAAAGAUGCACAUCAAGUUGCUGGAAGCAGUAACAGUACAGGCCGUGAGGAUGAAACAAAUGGGGAUUCCUGUAGAAAUGAGGGUGCCACAUGUGAAGUAACACCUCAGAAAGAAAGUGAGAGAAAUGGUCAUGAGGAGGCAGGAGAAAUACCAGGGGGAAGUGGAGUCGGCAAUAGAGAGGAUGCUGGCCUGGAUAAUCCUGAUGGGAGUCCCAGUGGGGAUGGAGAAGAUGAGGAUGAAGACAAGGGCUCUGGUGAUAAUGAAGGUGAAGAAACAGGAAAUGGAAAAAAGGACACUGAUAAUAGUAAGGGCCAGGAGGGUCAGGGUCAUGGAAAAGAAGAUGACAAUGAUAAUAGCUUAGGUCAAAAUUCAAUUAGUAGUGAAGAUGAUGAUGCUGCUGAUGAAGAAGAUGCCCAGCGCAUGGAUGGAAACAAUGCCUCCAAGAGUGAAGAGGAUUCCGAUGGUAUUCCAGAAGGAAAUGAUAGCAAAAGAAUAGAGAACACCCAAAAACCCAAUCACAGAGAAAACAAUGAUGUGGAAAAUGGAAUUACCAAAGAACCAGAACCAAAUACUAAUGGGAGGAGCCAAAAUAAGAGAACAGACAUUGAAGUUCCCAGCAGUGGCAACAGAAACAAUAUUACCAAAGAAGCUGGGAAAGUCAACAAAGAGAAAGAGAGCAAAGCACAACAUGGAAUAAUUGUGGGCAAUGGAAAUGUUAAGACACAAGGAGAGGUUGACAACAUGCCAGGGCCUGGCCAGAACUCAGAACCUGGAAGUAAUGUUGGACACAGCAGAACAGGUAGUGACAGUAACAGUGAUGGAUAUGAUAGUUAUGAGUUUAAUGAUGAAUCCAUGCAAGGAGAUGAUCCCAGUAGCAGUGAUGAGUCUAAUGGCAAUGAUGAUGCCAAUUCUGAAGGUGACAAUAAUAGCAGUAACCAAGGAGAUAUAUCUUAUAACUCAGUUGAAUCAAAAGAUAAUGACAAUGACAGUGACUCAAAAGGAGAAAAAGAUGCUGAAAAUGACAGCACAUCAGAUGCUAAUUAUAGUGACAGUAAUGGCAAUGGUAAUGAUGAGAGUGAUGAUAGCAAAUCAGACAGCAGCAAAGAUAAAUCAGACAGCAGUGACAGCAAAUCGGGUAGUGACAGCAGUGACAGUAGUGACAGCAGCGACAGUAGUGACAGUAAAUCAGAUAGCAGUGACAGUAGUGACAGCAGCAACAGCAGUGACAGCAGUGACAGUAAAUCAGAUAGUAGUGACAGCAGUGACAGUAGUGAUAGCAGUGACAGCAGUGACAGUAGUGACAGUAAAUCAGAUAGCAGUGACAGCAGUGAAAGUAAAUCAGAUAGCAGUGACAGUAGUGACAGCAGUGACAGUAGUGACAGCAGCGACAGCAGUGACAGCAGUGACAGUAAAUCAGAUAGUAGUGACAGCAGUGACAGUAGUGACAGCAGUGACAGCAGUGACAGCAGCGACAGUAAAUCAGAUAGCAGUGACAGUAGUGACAGCAGUGACAGCAAAUCAGAUAGCAGUGACAGCAGUGACAGCAAAUCAGAUAGCAGUGACAGUAGUGACAGCAGUGACAGCAGUGACAGCAAAUCAGAUAGCAGUGACAGUAGUGACAGCAGUGACAGCAAAUCAGAUAGCAGUGACAGCAGUGACAGCAAAUCAGAUAGCAGUGACAGUAGUGACAGCAGUGACAGCAGUGACAGCAAAUCAGAUAGCAGUGACAGUAGUGACAGCAGUGACAGCAAAUCAGAUAGCAGUGACAGCAGUGACAGCAAAUCAGAUAGCAGUGACAGUAGUGACAGCAGUGACAGCAGUGACAGCAAAUCAGAUAGCAGUGACAGUAGUGACAGCAGUGACAGCAAAUCAGAUAGCAGUGACAGCAGUGACAGCAAAUCAGAUAGCAGUGACAGUAGUGACAGCAGUGACAGUAGUGACAGCAAAUCAGAUAGCAGUGACAGCAGUGAAAGUAAAUCAGAUAGCAGUGACAGUAGUGACAGCAGUGACAGUAGUGACAGCAGCGACAGUAAAUCAGAUAGCAGUGACAGUAGUGACAGCAGUGACAGCAAAUCAAAUAGCAGUGACAGUAGUGACAGCAGUGACAGCAAAUCAGAUAGCAGUGACAGUAGUGACAGCAGUGACAGCAAAUCAGAUAGCAGUGACAGCAGUGACAGUAAAUCAGAUAGCAGUGACAGCAGUGACAGCAGUGACAGUAGUGACAGCAGCGACAGUAAAUCAGAUAGCAGUGACAGUAGUGACAGCAGUGACAGCAAAUCAGAUAGUAGUGACAGCAGUGACAGCAGUGACAGCAGUGACAGCAAAUCAGAUAGUAGUGACAGCAGUGACAGCAAAUCAGAUAGCAGUGACAGUAGUGACAGCAGCGACAGUAAAUCAGAUAGCAGUGACAGUAGUGACAGUAGUGACAGCAGUGACAGCAGUGACAGCAAAUCAGAUAGCAGUGACAGUAGUGACAGCAAAUCAGAUAGUAGUGACAGCAGUGACAGCAGUGACAGUAAAUCAGAUAGCAGUGACAGUAGUGACAGCAGUGACAGCAGUGACAGCAAAUCAGAUAGCAGUGACAGUAGUGACAGCAAAUCAGAUAGCAGUGACAGCAGUGACAGUAAAUCAGAUAGUGACAGUAGUGACAGCAGUGACAGUAAAUCAGAUAGCAGUGACAGCAGCGACAGCAGUGACAGCAAAUCAGAUAGUAGUGACAGCAGUGACAGCAGCGACAGCAGUGACAGUAGUGACAGCAAAUCAGAUAGUAGUGACAGCAGUGACAGUAAAUCAGAUAGCAGUGACAGCAAAUCAGAUAGUAGUGACAGCAGUGACAGUAGUGACAGCAAAUCAGACAGUAGUGACAGCAGUGACAGUAGUGACAGCAAAUCAAACAGUCACAGCAGUAACAGCAGUGAAAGCAGCGACAGUGCAUCUGACAACAGUGAUGAAAGUGCCAGUAAGAGCAAGUCUGAUAAUGGCAAGAACAAUGGGAGUGACAGUGACAGUGAUAGUGACAGUGAAGGCAGUGACAGUAAUCACUCAACUAGUGAUGACUAG
Molecule: messenger RNA, 3603 nt
Organism: Artibeus jamaicensis (Jamaican fruit-eating bat)
Lineage: Eukaryota; Metazoa; Chordata; Mammalia; Chiroptera; Phyllostomidae
Gene: DSPP
Product: dentin sialophosphoprotein
Exons: 4
Coding region: 1-3603 (1200 amino acids)
Biological process (GO): dentinogenesis; odontoblast differentiation
Cellular component (GO): cytoplasm; nucleus
Molecular function (GO): collagen binding
Source: RefSeq, a predicted model, not a curated record